Molecule: messenger RNA, 1029 nt
Organism: Anopheles bellator
Lineage: Eukaryota; Metazoa; Arthropoda; Insecta; Diptera; Culicidae
Gene: Spt3
Exons: 2
Coding region: 13-984 (323 amino acids)
Biological process (GO): transcription by RNA polymerase II
Molecular function (GO): protein heterodimerization activity; transcription coactivator activity
Source: RefSeq, a predicted model, not a curated record
GGAAAAAUUGUGAUGGCAAAUGCGAGCUCAGCCAAAAAAGCACGUCCCACAAUCAAUGUGGCGAUACACCCGAACUCCGUUACUCCACCCACAAACGGGGGAACCAGUGCGUCCGAUGGCGAGUAUAAGUUCAUUUUCUACGACGAGAUAGCGCAAAUCAUGCGCGGUUAUGGUGACUGUGAAAAACCGCUACGAGAGUCCGUGAUUCUCGUGGAGAAAAUAGUGCUCCAGCAACUUCGGGGCAUCAUGCAGGAAGCGAUCGACCAUGCGAUGUCGCGCCCAAACUCGCCUACGCUUUCGCGGCGCGACUUUGAGUACAUCAUGCGCAACAAUCAGGUCCGCGUGGCCCGAAUGCAGAAGUACUUUCGUGACAUGGCCAUGAUGAAAAAGCGGCUGCGAGACAUGUACGGCGAUCGGUUCUCGCAUCUUCAUCUCGGGGCCAACUCGGAACCAUCCGAUGACGACUCGGAUCGGGAGGCGCAGGAAAAGAAAGACGAGGAGAAGGUGCGCCGGUUGGUUCGUGCGGAUCACAUCUCGCAAUUCCUGUCCGGCAAACAGUACGAGGAGUUUAACUUUGCGCGCCGCACUUCCUUCAUGCACCGCAACGCGGAAACAAUGAAAAGCCGGAUGCGAGCAUGGCUCAACAUCCCGGAGGAUGUAAACAUCACGCAGAGCUGCCUGCUAACGUUGGCCUACUUGGCCCAUGAAACUAUUGCGGUGCUCGUAGACUUCUGUAUCCUCACGCGGCUCAACUCUUCCAACCGGGUCGUCGAACCAUACAGUCGAAUUACUUCAUCAGGAAAGUCCCACAAUAUGCUCCACCUCUGCUCGGAAGUUACGCAAGGAAGAGGCCUCGACGGAGUGAAACCGAUCACGCCCCAGGAAAUUCACGAAGCAAUGCGGCGACACAGGCAAAUGGCUACGAGAAGCUCCGGUCGCUAUCGGAAUGCUCUCAAUUUCAAAGCCCCUUACUUGGCAAUGUAAUGUAUGGCGGACGUUACGGAGUAUCGAAUGUAGAUCCGUCGGUGG